GUCAUUUGAGCGAAUAGAAAACUAUUUUGAGUUAAAUACGUGGAUUUCCUAUAUUUCCCUCUAACAUGUGGACGAAGAUGACAACUCUGGAAUGAAAGUGAGCAGAGCACAAAUGGUAAAUCAACCCAAAAAUGGCGUGGAAAUUGAAUCUUACUGAAACCAUGAUUCUUCCUCCAGCGACCAAAUUGGAGCUCUGAAUGUUUUUGUUUGCAUAAAUGCUAUUAUAAGUAAGGAUUUGUUGCAGUUAAUCAAACCAAAACCACAACUGAACUAACAAAAAUUCAUCGCAUCAAAGCAUUUAGCCGCCAAUUUUUCGCCUCUUGUUUAUGUAAACCCCUCAAGAAACCAGAACACCACAUUGAUUGUCCAAUCGCUGUAUGUUUAUUUUGGUUCGAUAACUGCGGCCGUUGUAAAUCAAAACAAAACCCAGCUGCUAUAGUUUAUUCUUUAAAUUGGGGGAGGAGAAGCCCAUUUGAUUUGACAAUCCGAAAUUCCACCAAAACCCUCUUUACCCAAUGGACCUUGCUUUCAAAUCUUCGAAGUUACUUCCCCUCAACAAGAUGCCCUCUAGGCUCAUCUUCCCUCCAAAUCCUUGUACGAUUUCAGUCUCGCAAUCCAAGCGCUUGGCUCCAAUGGCUGCCCUUACUGCAGCCUCCCCUGCCGUUGGACUGUCUGAAACAUUCAACAAGUUGAGAGAACAGGGCAAGGUCGCAUUGAUCCCCUACAUCACUGCUGGUGAUCCUGAUCUGUCGACCACAGCAGAAGCAUUGAAGGUGCUUUCCAACUGUGGAUCAGAUAUAAUUGAACUUGGUGUUCCAUAUUCGGAUCCCUUGGCAGAUGGUCCUGUUAUACAGGCUGCAUAUACUCGGUCCUUGGCUAGGCAGACAAACUUUAAUGCAAUCAUUUCUAUGCUGAAGGGGGUGAUUCCUGAGCUAUCUUGUCCAGUUUCUCUUUUUUCAUAUUAUAACCCAAUUCUUAAACGUGGCAUUGAGAACUUCAUGAUGACAAUAAAAGAUGCUGGUGUACGAGGGCUUAUUGUUCCAGAUGUUCCUUUUGAGGAGACUGAAAUUUUAAGAAAGGAAGCUGUAAAGUACAAUAUUGAACUGGUACUGUUAACUACACCAACCACGCCUAAAGAUAGGAUGAAAGACAUCGUUGAAGCUUCAGAGGGAUUUGUAUAUCUCGUGAGCUCAGUUGGAGUUACCGGUGCUCGCACAUCGGUGAGUGGUAGAGUUCAAGCUCUCCUGAGGGAAAUUAAAGAGGUCACGAAGAAACCAGUAGCAGUUGGGUUCGGUAUAUCGAAACCGGAGCACGUGAAACAGGUGGCUGGGUGGGGGGCAGAUGGGAUCAUUGUUGGUAGUGCUAUGGUGAAGCUGUUGGGUGAAGCCCAAUCUUCAGAGGAAGGAUUGAAGGAGCUUGAAAACUUCACCAAAUCCUUAAAAUCUGCACUCUCUUCAACUUGAUGGGAAUUGGAAUCAACCAAGAGCUGCAACACCUCAACUUACUCUGUCAUCUUAAAAGUACUCUUCAAAGAUCACUUUUUUUUUCUUUUUUUUUUUAAGCUGAGAAUAAAACUGUCAGCCCAUAGUAUGAGAAUAUUUUCUAGUAUUUUCCAAUGAAGCCCAUCUGCCUCAUCUUCAUGCUUCAUCUCGUAACCAUUAUACCAGUGUGGAUCGAUAAAAUAUGAUGGCCGGUUUAGUAACAUUCUCAUUUCUAA
Molecule: messenger RNA, 1717 nt
Organism: Momordica charantia (bitter melon)
Lineage: Eukaryota; Viridiplantae; Streptophyta; Magnoliopsida; Cucurbitales; Cucurbitaceae
Product: tryptophan synthase alpha chain
Biological process (GO): L-tryptophan biosynthetic process; L-histidine biosynthetic process
Cellular component (GO): chloroplast; cytosol
Molecular function (GO): tryptophan synthase activity
Source: RefSeq, a predicted model, not a curated record